Colletotrichum siamense is the source of this 1620-nucleotide messenger RNA. Its product is annotated as Protein phosphatase 2C-like protein 4. NCBI's taxonomy places the organism in Eukaryota, Fungi, Ascomycota, Sordariomycetes, Glomerellales, Glomerellaceae. Gene Ontology annotation, molecular function: protein serine/threonine phosphatase activity; cation binding. The transcript has a single exon. Gene Ontology annotation, biological process: protein dephosphorylation. The coding region runs from base 1 to 1620 and encodes 539 amino acids. The record is from RefSeq and is a predicted model, not a curated record.
AUGCACCCUGACUCUCGAUCGUCUGGACCUGGACAUAAGCUGCCCCGCGAUGCAUCCACUCCCCAUGUGCAGAAGCCCGGCUCUGCUCCCGCUGCUGCGGCGCUCAACAUGCCCAGCCGGGAUCUGACAGUCGUUCGAAUUCCUUUGCGACGUGCCAAGCAUCACUUUGGGGUCUUCUCGUCUAGAGGCCAGCGGCCAUACAACGAAGACACAAACCAAGCUGGCACAAUAAGCGUGCCAGCAUUUGCCAAGAGAGGACCAAUUAGUCUUCAGAGAAGGCCCAUACAGAAACCUGAUGAGGCUACCUCAGCUGAUAGCGCACUCGGCGACCCUCAGGUCUUCUACUUUGGCGUCUUCGAUGGCCACGGCGGAUCCCAGUGCGCCGAAUUCUUGCGAGACGAGCUGCACGGCUAUAUUGAGCAAGCCUCCGCAGAGUUCGGCCUUCAAAGUUCCCUGAGAAGAAGCCCUAGACAUGAGACAGGGCGAAAAGAUGAAGAAGAGGUUCACAGGCCUGAAGAGCUGGACAUGAAGUCGGAACAGGAGGUCCGGCAGAAGAUGCGGGUUCCCGAGGAAGACGCCCACGGUGUCGUAACGAAUCCCGAGCGUAAGGAACCUCUGAAAGGUGUAAGCCCCGUAUCAGCCAAAGUGGAAGACUUGCCAAAGGCCGUGAAAAUGGAGCAUGACCUUGUAGAGCAAUACAGGCAGGCCGUUGGGGGAUACUUCCGGCGUUUCACACCCGAAUUCUUCAAACAACCUGAAGAGGGGGAAGAGACCGAUGGAGACGGUCCUCCCAUCACGGUAGAAUCGGUUCUCAUGUAUGCUUUCCUCAGGGCAGACUUGGACUUUAUAUCUGCCCAAGCCCGCAAGCCGGACCCUGACGACCCGCGCGUUGGAGACUCACCCCUUAACAACGACGAGAUACUCGGGGCACCGCAUAUACCACCUUCGGGACACGGCAUCGGGGGCUUGUCGCGCUUCAAGGGAGGGUCGACCGCGUCGGUAGCUCUCAUCUCAACGCCCACUCCGGCACCAUUUUGGCAUCCAAAUGCUCAGUCCACCUUGGUUGUCGCUCACGUGGGCGACACGCGGAUCCUGUUGUGUCAGACCACUACCGGCCUCGCGCAACCGCUGACAUCAGACCAUCACCCCACAACACCCACAGAAAGUCGUCGUCUGCGGCGCUAUGCUCCAGCUGGCUCCAUGGUGUCGGGGGAUAGCUUUGGGGAGGAGCGGAUCAUGGGCCUGGCCAACAGUCGGUCUUUUGGAGAUAUGCGAAGCAAGCGUAUAGGCGUAUCGGCAGAGCCAGAAAUCACCCGCGUCGAGAUCGGCCCUGCGGAGUACUCUUUCCUGGUGCUCAUGAGCGAUGGCAUAUCGGGCACGCUCAGCGACCAGGAGAUUGUCGACGUGAUCAAGGAGGCCAGGACACCCGAGCAGGGCGCCAAAGACGUAGUUGAUUACGCGACCGAAGUCUCGCAUGACGGCGACAAUGCCACCUGCCUUGUUGUGAGACUCGGCGGCUGGGAACGAAGAUCAGAGGGCGGCGUCGGCAGUCUUGGAACCAGGGAAAUCCGCGACAAGAGGAGGGCAGAAGCGCUUGAUCCUCGACGAGGCAAGCGAUAG